This is a messenger RNA of Esox lucius (northern pike), 2806 nucleotides long. RefSeq names its product unc-93 homolog B1, TLR signaling regulator (gene unc93b1). The record is from RefSeq and is a predicted model, not a curated record. Gene Ontology annotation, cellular component: endosome; lysosome. Lineage: Eukaryota; Metazoa; Chordata; Actinopteri; Esociformes; Esocidae. The transcript is spliced from 13 exons. Gene Ontology annotation, biological process: toll-like receptor 3 signaling pathway; toll-like receptor 9 signaling pathway; intracellular protein transport. The coding region runs from base 232 to 2097 and encodes 621 amino acids. Gene Ontology annotation, molecular function: Toll-like receptor binding.
GACAAACAAUUAUUCCAGGACGAGGAAGUGAGAGUCGUCGCAGUUUCGUUUCCCUCAGUGAACAUUUAAAUUUGGAUCUGCGCCUUUUCAUUAAAAAGGAGAAGUGCUACCGAGUUUGACAUUAUGUCGAAAAUAGAUAUUAGAAUGCGACUAGGUGAGAAUCGCAGUUAGAAAAGCUUUAUGCAUAUAACAUAAAGGACUUGCAGUGCGUCGGUUGCCAGCCCAGCAAUUAUGGCAGAAGCCGAUGUGGUAACGGAAGAGAACGUGUAUCGGGAGGAUGUGAUUGAGCAUCGCGAUGCGGCCCCAAACGGCGAAAUUAAUAACGACGAACUGUUACCUGUGGGCCCAGAAGGGAAUAUACAAGGACAGAUGGAGGAGUUCCUUGGCCCUCAGCCAGAGUACGAUGAGGAGGAGGAGGAGAAGAAGUACUACAGGAGAAAGAGGCUGGGCGUGAUAAAGAAUGUCCUUGGGGCCAGUGUUGGGGGAAUGAUCAUAUACAGCGUUUAUUUGGGCCUGUUGCAGAUGCAGCUGAUUUUGCACUAUGACGAGACCUACAGAGAGGUGAAGUAUGGUAGCCUGGGCCUUGAGGACAUCGACAGGAAGAUGCUGAUGGGGAUCAAUGUAACGCCUAUCGUAGGCCUGCUGUACACCCCGGUACUGAUCAGGUUUCUGGGCACCAAGUGGAUGAUGUUUCUGGCCAGUGGAAUUUAUGCUCUCUUCGUCUCGACCAAUUACUGGGAGCGAUACUACACCCUGGUACCAUCGGCCGUUGCUAUUGGUGCAGCCAUUGUUCCACUGUGGGCAUCAUUAGGGAACUACAUCACAAGGAUGGCACAGCAGUACUAUGAGUAUGUCAACUAUAAGGACGAUCAAGUUCAGGAACAGAAGAAGGUGCCUGAGGGGGCGUAUAACCGCUACAUCAUCAUCUUCCAGUCUGUGUUUUACAUCAUCUUUCAUCUCAGUCUGGUGUUUGCCGAGUUCCCGAUGCGUAUCUUUCUCCAUGAUUUCCUCAGCGACUACAACCACACCCUGUUCAAUGUCAAACACUGUGGUGCGGAGAGCAGUGGUAUGAUCGAGGGUUUCAACAAGACGGUUCUGAAUCACCUCCCGCGUUCUAUUCUCCUCAUCCAGGUGGAGAGCGUCCUGAUGGGGGCCGCCUUCCUCUCCAUGAUCAUAUUCCUGGUGUUAUGUGGCCCUGCCUACCGCCCCACAGAGGAGAUAGACCUGAGGAGUAUCGGCUGGGGCAACAUAUUCCAGUUACCAUUCAAACACCUGAGGGACUAUCGAAUCCGACUCCUCAUUCCCUUCUUCAUCUACAGCGGCCUGGAGACACUUUUCGCCGUCACUGGACUGACUCUGUCAUACGGUGUUUGCACGGUGGGUCUGGAGUGGCUGUUUCUCCUGGUCAUGAUCUACGGCUUGUCCUGCUCCCUAUUCUCCUGCCUGUCCCUGUCCCUCCUCAAGCUGCCACGCUACGUAACGCUGCUAGGGGGCGCCGCCAUCCACGGGCCCCUGCUGGUGUUUCUUUUCUGCUGGUCCCCGGGACCCAAACAACCCGACAAGCUGGCAUACCUGCUGCUGGUAACCGCCCUGUGGGGAAUCGGCUCCGCUCUGAACAAGACCGGACUGAGCAUUAUCCUGGGUAUGCUGUAUGAGGAUAAGGAGAGGCUGGAUUUUGUCUACACCAUCUAUCAUUGGUGGCAGGCUAUCGCCAUCUUCGUAGUCUAUUUGUGGACCGGCCUCAUCAUGAGGGCCAAACUCUCCAUCCUGUUGGUCACUCUGCUGCUAGCGUGCUUCUGCUAUUGGACAAUGGAGCGUCGCCUAGCAAAGAAAAUCCGUUUCCGGCUGCCUCGUAUUCCCCGGCCCAAACACAAGGUCAAAGGUUACCGUUACCUAGAAGAGGAAAACUCGGAUGAGUCGGACAUGGAGGAUAGCGACAGGAAUGAUGACGAGGACCAAGAGACUCUGGAGGAGUUAACCGAAGAGGCCAGAGAUGAGGAGUCACAGGCCUCUGACUCGCCGAGGGGAGGUGCUAGGGGUCGACGCAGGAGGUGCCAUGAUGAUUACGAGCAAGCAGGAGAGGGGGUGGAUCUUUGAAGGAGAGCGGUGGAGGGAGGAGAACUCUGGGGGUCUUAUUUUUUUACAAAGAUGAACAGGAGGUGUCUUCCCAAAACAAACCCUAAAUGGAAUUGGUUGAUUACUCCACCCAAAAUAAAAAGCAAUUCCUCUCAGCUGCAUGAUCUUUUGUAUCUAGAAAAAGGGGAAUUACUACACUGCUCUAUCACCAGAUUUCACAUGUUCCUGGUCAAUAGGAGAGUAGUAUUUAUGGAAUAUGAUGCGAUUUUCGAAGCAAACAUACUGAAUAGAGAACCAAAAAAAAUUUGAGAAGUUGGGUACAAAUGUUUGACCGAUGUACAAACCCCUUGAUAAAGCAUCAUGUUUUUUAUUGUUGUGUGUGUGUGUGUGGUGUGUGUUUUAUUUGUUCUGUUUUAUUUGUGCUUGUUUUUCUAGUGUUUUGAGUAGCUGACAUUUCAGGUAGUGUAGCUUUUUGUUUUCAAUCUGUGUCAUUUUGUAAAACAUUUUCAUUUACUCAUGAAUAAUUGAAUGUAAAUGGUUCGAUUGGAAUUGUUGCCUUUUUCAGUUGAAAGCAGUUUUUUUUGUGUCCUCAAACAGGUUAUGAAAGACCCAACUUUAUCACCAUGGAAACUUCUCUGAGCAAGUUAACAUGUAUUAAAUAACUCCUACACUGUAAAAAAGUUGGAUAUAAAAAGUAUUCACUUCAUCAGAUACAUGGAGUGGACGUUUA